AAACUUCAACACCAAAAGUCAAAGGCCACUGGACACAACCACAACCACAACACUCCUUUCCCCCUUCAAUCACGGCCAGGCCCAUAUACUCGACGCCCGCCCCACGCUCAAUCCCACGAGGUCAGUCUCGCCCUCUCGCACCUCUGCACAGAGGAGCCCCAACCCAUCCGCUGUCCCAUCCGCACCGUCUCGACGCCAGGCGUGUACCCUACCGACGUCUAUUCGGCGCUUGCCGCCCCCUCAUCUAUCCCCAUCGGCCAUACAUUGCAAAGUUGUUGGAGGGACACCCGCUAACCCGCGCAGCACAACAGUUCGAUAUCAAUAUCAAUAUCAGCUCACAUAUGUCUACAUCUCUCCAGUCCUCUCACGCCUUUGCAACCUAACGAAAGCCGUGGUGUCGGGCACAGCGCGAUCCAGCUUCAGCUUAUGUCCGAAGGCGGCCUGGGGAUUUUUUCUGGCCAACAUUCCAUCACCACGCUCUCUUCAUCAUCAAUACUCUCGCCGACACAACGGCGCCCGCCUUGUAAACCUCGCAGAUGACGGCAGUGGCGAACCCGCCAAGUUUCCCAUCGACCAACAGGUCGCCAUGGGGUGCUAGUGUAGGCCAAGGAGGACUCAACUCAAUGAAUAAUAUGAAUGCCAUGAGCUCCGAGGAAGUCGCUCGAAUGUUCAUGCCACGUAAAAGCGCUCAGCGCGCAAAUUCUUCCUCUUCGAUAAGCUCCAACUCCUCGGCCUCCUCUUCGUCGACUUCUACCAUCGGCCAAUCUACGCCGUUGACAAAUGGCGUACCGAUGACGGCUGGCGAUAAUUCCAUGGGAACAGCCGUAACACGUAAGAAACCACAACGCGCCGGACCCUGGCCAACGAGUAAAGCCGAAGCUAUCUCGGGGGUCUCUACAGCUCGUCCUCAAUCAUUGCUAUUUACAAAUGGCCUCUCGGCGGCAUCAUCGAUGACCUCAAUUCAUCAAACGGCGCCGAUCCUACCAUCACAACAUGUUCUUCAGAAUCCUUCCCAACAGUCCAAUGGCGCAAGGCCAGCUGCGCAAUCCACCGGGGAGGGCAAUCCUGUUCUGUAUCUUCUCGCUAUGAAUGGAACUUUUGAAAGGAAAACAAUAGCAGUACCUUAUUAUCCUGAUAGCCUUAGAAUAGGGCGGCAGACCAACGCAAAAACCAUACCAACACCGACUAAUGGAUUUUUCGAUUCGAAAGUCCUUUCACGGCAACAUGCAGAGAUAUGGGCAGACCGAAGUGGAAAAGUAUGGAUUCGAGAUGUGAAGUCAUCAAACGGAACGUUUGUAAAUGGGGCGCGAUUGUCUGCAGAGAACCGAGACUCGGAGCCACACGAAUUGGCAACUCAAGACCAUUUAGAACUUGGAAUCGACAUUGUCAGUGAAGAUCAAAAGACGGUAGUCCACCACAAGGUUGCCGCCAAGGUUGAGCACGCUGGCUUCCUCGGUGCAACUAAUAAUGUUCUGGAAAUGAACUUUGGAGAUUUGGAUCCAGCGAAUGGGGCAAUGAUGGUUCCCUCGCAAGGUUCUAUACAAAUGAGGGGUAGAUCAAGCAGUCAAGGAUCUGUUGGUAGUAACGGGCGUAUGGGGCCACCCGUGAGCGUUGCAGGAAGUCAGAUGAGUGCGAUAAGUCAACAGAGGCCUAUGAAUUUCUGGCUCACCCCUGUUACUACUGAACAGAUUGUAAAAAGGCUCACGGUAAGCGCAACCAUACUGUUGAUCAUGGAUUGUGUUGUAACUAAUCUUUCAAUAGCAUGAAAUGAGGGUUGCAAGGUCACAAGCCAAUGAUCUAGGAAGAGCCGACAACUUUUUGGGAACACUGGUGACGAAACAUGACGUCAAGGAAGCUGAGAAGCAGGCCAUCCUAGAACCAACGAAAACUCAACAAUCCAAUGGCGGGUCGCUGCCUUUCAGAGAUGCCAACCCUCGAUUUUCGGACCCCCCAGCACCACCACCUCAGCAACCUCUUCCCGAAAAGCCUGAUGUUACCCGUUCUCACGGUUUCGAGCCUACGUCGCCAUCUCUGAAAAGGACCAACACGGAACGCCCUCGAUCAGUGCCUAACGUAUCACCUAUUCGCCAUGAGCCUUCAAGUCAGAUUAUUUCACUUAUUGAGGCUCUAGCAUCUGCCAAGAAGGAAAUCGAUACACAGAAUGCGCGAGUCCGUGAUCUGGAGGAGACGCUACUAAAAGAAAGACAAGCACGAGAGUUGGCUGAAGAUCUUGCGAAACGACUGGAAUCGGAAUCUGAGAUUAGAUUCAAUGGCCACAACCAAACAGAAGAAAGCUCAAAGAUUCAGUCUUCACUCGAUCCGGGUAGUGAAACGCCAGUAGAAGAAAAGCCGGGUUCAAAGAUUCUGCCAAACGGCAAGGUUGUGGACCCGAAUGCAAUCUCUGAGUCUACACUGUUAUUAGAGAAGCGAUUAGAGUCCAUGCUGGGUGAUAUGCAAGCGAUGAAGGAGCAGAUGGAUGCGUUCAAAGUACGUGCUGAAACAGCCGAGUUAGAACGCGAUGCAGAUCGGAAGACACUCAGCGAGAUGGUGCAGAAGAUCAGAGCUGAUGAGGCAUCCAGCCUCUCGGCCUUAAAGGAGAGUGCUUCGUCAAGCCCAGGCAACACCGUACCUGCCGCAUUACUCAAUGGCAAACACGGAGAAGCAACCCAUCUUUCGCAGUUUCUCCAGAACAGUAUGAUGACCAACGGGCAUACUGUUUCUGCAGAGAAUAAUUCCAAGCUCAGUAAGGCAGCUGUAAGCACGUUAUCAAGGCCCCCUGGCGACCCCAUGAUAUACCACACGACGCCAUACGUGUCAAUGAUCGGGGUCGUGUUACUUGGGAUGGGAUUGAUGGCUUAUAUGAAUGGUUGGCAACCGCCAAAAGUCGAACGAUAAAACCUUUUCUCUUUACACAUCCUUUUAAUGCCCACUUGUGGCCAACAAGCGUUUUCCCGCACAUACUUUGAUUUUCUUUUGUCUGUUCUUACCAUGUUGUAGUAAUUCUGCACACGGCGUUUUAUGGUUCUGCACAGCAUGGCUAAGCAGCGGUAGCACUGCUUUUUUCCAAGUUUGGGCUGGUUGGUUUCGGGUUUGGGUUGGGUCUGGGGAUACAUCGUGAACUCGUUUUUGAAUUGGAUGGUGCCUUUUUUUCCCUUGGACUUUUUUUUCUCUUCUCGUUGGUUUGAGUAAGGUCCAUGGACCAUUGUUGACAAAAGACAAGCUGCAUUGACGGGCGCGGC
Molecule: messenger RNA, 3239 nt
Organism: Hymenoscyphus albidus
Lineage: Eukaryota; Fungi; Ascomycota; Leotiomycetes; Helotiales; Helotiaceae
Source: the annotation of a GenBank genome assembly